UUGCAAAUCCAACGCGCGUUGAACUUCCGCCAAUAAAUGCGCAGAGCGAUUCAAGUACACCGUCGAACGUCGACACAUUCAGCAACCGCGCCCACACACACACACACACAUGGCAUCUACGUGUCAGAUGCGCUUCCAUGACCACACUGAAUGCAUUGCUAUACACAAGAUGCGUCCAUCCAUCCAUCCAUCCAUGUAUCCUACCUGCUCUGCAUAACGCCCUCCGUUCCCCCCUCCGCCUCCCUCUUCCUCUCCGGUCCAUCCUCGACCGGGGGUGCUGCCUCAGCGGGCCCUGCUGCUUGGCCCAUCGUCUCGCGCUCAGCCUUCUUGCCCUGCUUGGCUGCCGGCACGCCUGUCGGCUGCUGGGGGCUGUCGGCCUUCUCUCCCUCUCCCUCUCCCUCUCUGUCUUGCCCUUCUUGCAGCAGCAGCUCAUCGAACACCUCGCGCAUCCUCUGAUGAAUCGAAUCCAUGAGUGAGUGGUGGGUGAAUGGAUAUAUGAACCAUGCAUGCCAUGGACAGACAGAGAAGGAAGGCUGUGUGAAGGGACGGACGUUUGUGGGUGUCUGCGCUGUCUGCGUGUCUGUGUUGUGUUGUGUGUGCAUCUCUCUCUCUCUGUAUGAUGUGACAGGCUGGCUGGCUGGCUGACCUUGACGCCUCUGAACUGCCCCCUGGCCUGGUCGUGUCGCUGUGUGGUGGACGUGAUGAGCUCCUUCACCCACACAUUGGGACUCUGGCCGGCAUCGACGUGCCUGCAAAGCAAUUCAUUCAAACACGCCGGCCAAGCCACCAACGACACACACAGAGAUGACUCACACCGCACCCUCUGUAAGGUAUAAAGCAUGCGUUGCGUGACUCACUCACUGCAGGAAGCUUUGCGGCAGGAACAUUGGCCUCGAGAGGUCCUCCCUCUCCGCCCACUCGUACAUCGACCGCAGCCGGCUCGUGUACCGCUUCCUGACGCGGUGGGUGGCAGCCGCAGGGGCAGACACAACACACACACACAAGAUGGCCCGUACCUGUGAUGUUUUCUUAUGGUUGGGUGUGCGUCAAUGAGGGAGGGAGCCUACAGCAUCUUAUCGAGCCUCUUAGCGUUCCUCUCACGGUCUGUGCUCCAGUCCUCCAGCACGAUGCUCAUCUCAGACAACACACGGACAGCUGCACGCACACACAUCACAUCCCACUCCCCCGACACAGAUGCACAUCCAUCCAGGAUAGGAUGCGAACCUGAACCUGCAGAUCUCUAUCUGCUAUCUGGGGUCUGGUCUUUCUUAUUACCGUCUUGCAGAUCUGGCACAAGCACCUUGAUGGGAGUGGCUGGAGGGGAUGGGACAGCUGCUGCAGCUGCUCCUGCUCCUGCUGCCGUCGAUGCCGAUGCGGCAGCUGCAAAGGCGGCGGCCUCGCCGCUUGCCCGCAUCUCGGCUGCCAUAUGAGCAACGAAAGAACGCGCCUCCCCUUCUCUCCAC
Molecule: messenger RNA, 1463 nt
Organism: Vitrella brassicaformis
Lineage: Eukaryota; Vitrellaceae
Source: the annotation of a GenBank genome assembly